Molecule: messenger RNA, 5390 nt
Organism: Ornithodoros turicata
Lineage: Eukaryota; Metazoa; Arthropoda; Arachnida; Ixodida; Argasidae
Product: protein sax-3-like
Exons: 27
Coding region: 201-4655 (1484 amino acids)
Biological process (GO): cell-cell adhesion
Molecular function (GO): protein binding
Source: RefSeq, a predicted model, not a curated record
CUGGGAAGGACACGAUGUAGGACAUGAUACUCGAUUCUCAAAGUUAAAAUGAUUUCGUGUUGACAGAAUGAGAAUGGUGGUGGUGUGAUGCCAGUUGGAGAUCGCAUGUUGGGGUGUUGUGGCUGAAGGUGACAGUGUGGAUGUUCUUGAUGUUGAUCAACAGCUGCUCUGCCUGACGAACAACGGCGCAAGGAUUGCACAUGGCACAGAUUGUUUGGCUUGCGGUUGUUUGGGUCCUGGUACGCUGUACUGAUGGAACUUCCACACAAGCAUCUUCUUCCAUGCAAGCCCCUGGUCGCGCACCGCGGAUCACGGAGCAGCCGGCAGACGUGGUGGUACGCAAGCACGAGCCGGUGACGUUGAGUUGCGGAGCGGACGGUGAUCCUCCGCCCCGCAUCACUUGGUUCCACGAGGGACGCCCCGUGAAGAACAGCGCCACGCGUAUGCCUCUCCCCGAUGGACAGCUCUUUUUCUUGCACGUCUUGCACGGUCGGAGGGACCAGGACACCGGCAUUUACUGGUGCGUCGCAUCCAACGGCCACGGGGAGGCGCGGUCGCGAAACGCCAGUCUUGAAGUCGCAGUGCUUCGCGAGGAGUUCCGGUCGGUUCCCAAGUCGGUGCGAGUAGCCGCAGGUGAAACUGCGACAUUGGAGUGUGUGCCUCCGAAGGGAUACCCUGAGCCACAGGUGCGCUGGAUCAAAGAUGGACAGCCCCUGGCCACCACGACAGUGAACAGCGGUGGCGGAGGAGGAGGACGGCUCCGUGUCGUGGGACAUGGCGCUCUGGUCAUCGCAGACGUCCGGCGGUCAGACCAGGGACGCUACGUCUGCGCGGCUAGCAACCUCGUGGGCAAUCGCGAGUCACCACCAGCCACGCUUUCCGUACAUGUGAAGCCAUACUUCGUUCGAGUUCCUGAGGAUGUGACUUCUCUGGCGGAAGAAGAUAUUGAGUUUCAAUGUAAAGUGAGCGGCGAUCCUCAACCAUCUGUGACAUGGAGGCGACAAGAUGGGAAGAUGCCAGUUGGGAGAGCUUACGUGAUGGAGGACAAGAGCUUGCAUAUAAAGAAGGUCGUGCCAUCCGACGAAGGAACAUACAUUUGCGAAUCCGAAAAUCCUGUUGGUUCAAUUUCUUCAUCAGCAACGCUAACAGUUCACUCUCGUCCCACCUUCCAAUUCACACCCCAGGACCAGAAAGUGGGGUUAAAUGGUGUCGCCAAGUUCGAGUGUGUUGCAACAGGCAAUCCCCCACCCUCCGUGUUCUGGACGAGAGAAGGAAACCAGGUGCUGAUGUUUCCGGGCAAAUCUCAUGGCAGAUUUUCCGUUAGCAGCACUGGCACUUUAACCAUCUCUGGUGUGCGCAAAGAAGACAGGGGCUAUUAUAUCUGCUCAGCAUUGUCUGUCGUGGGAUCUACCAUGGCAAAGGGGCACCUCGAAGUCACAGCAGUGGCCGAUCUUCCGCCGCCUAUUAUCCGUCUGGGUCCAGCUAACCAGACACUCCCGGUUAGCACAGGCGCUGUGUUACCGUGUGAGGUCACUGGGACUCCGCCGCCAACGGUCCAGUGGAUGUUUAAUUCCGCUCCUCUGCAUACAUCAAACCCAAGGUUCACUGUGCUUCCGUCGGGAACUCUUCAGAUUAAUGACCUCCAAAUACUGGAUUCUGGCAUGUAUACCUGUACGGCAUCCAGUGAAAGUGGCGAAACUUCGUGGACAGCAUCUCUUACUGUGGAGUCACUUCAUAACCCAAAUGUUAACUUUCAUCGUUCUCCCGAUGUUACCACAUUUCCUGGACCUCCAUCGAAGCCAGUAGCCAUCAAUAUAACCGAGACAUCCAUAACCUUAUCCUGGAGAAGGAAUGAAAAAGUUGGGGCAUCUUCACUGAAAGGGUACACCAUCGAAUACUAUAGCAGUGACUUGCAAAGUGGAUGGGUCAUCGGAGCUCAUCGUGUGCAGUCAGAAAUGUACACUGUACAUGCACUGAGGCCCGACUGUCGUUACAUCUUCCUGGUCAGAGCGGAGAACUCCCAUGGAUUAGGACCACCAAGUGCCGUCUCUGACGUAUUUCGAACUCUAGGAUUGUCCCCUCAUGCACUGCCUGAGUAUAACUUGGAUGAAGCACGUGCCAAACUGAGCACAGCUGUAGUGAUCCUGCAAGAUAUGCGAGCCGUGAGCUCCACUGCAGUGAAACUAACAUGGAAGAUUCAAGGCAACAAGGACUACAUAGAAGGCUUCUACAUUCGAUUUCGUGACAUGAGUGGAGGGUCGCAGAAGUACAACAUGGUAACGGUGCUGAACGGUGGAGCGUCCUCCUACGUGCUGACAGAUCUAAAGAGGUUCACCGAAUAUGAGUUUUUCCUGGUGCCAUUCUACAAGAGCGUGGAGGGCCCUCCCAGCAACUCCAGGAGCGUGCAGACACUGGAAGAUGUGCCAACGGCUCCGCCAGAUAGAGUACGGGUUCAAGUGGUUAACAUCACCAGUGCAAGAAUUUCCUGGUCUCCUCCCCCUCCACAGCAUCAGAAUGGGAAGCUGAAAGGAUACAAGUUGUAUGUAUCAGGAAACACAUCAGAGUUUCACUCCAACAUGAGCACCAACUCAACUGUUACUUCUCUGACCCUCACCAACCUUACUGUGGGUGGUUCCUACCAAGUCAGCGUCGUAGCUAUGACUUCUGUUGGUGGGGGACCUCUUAGCACACCUGCUGUUUUCCGUGUGGAUGGACCAUCUUCCACAUCGUUGUCUACCCCUCUUCAUAACAUUGUUAAGCAAUCGUGGUUCAUCGCUCUCAUUGGAAGUCUUAUGUUUCUGACCAUCGCCAUAUUUGUGCUCUUUCUCAUCAGAAAAAGGAGAAUAGAGUUGAAAAAGGCAAUGACUGCAAUUCCUGUACAUAAGCCAGACGAUUUAAGCAACUGCUUCAACUCACUAACGACACGCAAUGGCCUGAGUCCCCACGAAGCCCUUUGGAUUAACCACAGCGCCUGGCGGCCAUCAGACCAAUCCAAAGAUGUCCUUUGUGAAACUAAGCUACUUAACAAGGUGGACUGUGGUUCCAAUGACCUUAACUAUUCAAGUGUCUAUGCACCCCUAAACUGCGGCAUGAAUGCAUCGGACUAUGCAGAGGUAGACACUCACAAUAUGACUACUUUCUACAAGAAGGAUCUGCCUUCUAUUCCUGAACCAUACGCUACUACGACGCUCGUCAAUGCUGCUGUGCAGAAGAGCUACAAUGGCUCGGUGAAGGAUGGGAGAAGCAGUAGUUCUGCUGAAGAAGGAAGUCGAAAAUCUGACAAGACGUAUGAAAUGGAGCGCAGGAGAUCCAAUGAAGGUGUGUCUUUUACAGAUGGGUUGACAGACCAUCUCUUGGAAUCCGACAAGUUAACUAGUCCAACAAGUGAUUCAGGAAGCUACACAACAGACGAGUAUGGAAUGCCGGUGAAGAAAGGUCGACAGAAGUUUUCUAGGGGCAGUGCUGGUAAAGGUCCUCUGAUGAAUUGGUCUGAUCUGAUCCCACCUCCACCAGAUCAGCCACCAAGUGAGGCAGAAUCUACCCCUGGUUCUGUGAGGGGGAUAAACUCUCAGCACAGACAGCAAAAGCAAAAGGUCGCUAUGGGUCCUUCACAGACUGCGAACCUCCGUGGACCCCCAAGUCAGCCGAUGUCAAUUACAGGAGCAUCUCCACGGACGUCACUUAAUCGCUCAACCCCCAACGGUGGCACAGUGCCAUACUCAUAUGCAAAUCGGGGAAGCCAACCCCGCCCUCAAAUGCGACCUCAACUCCCUACCCCUCAAGGUGUACAGGAUCAACCCCACAUGGACAGAGGGGUACAAUCAUCUCUGCCGUCUCUUAUUAAUGAGCCACGCAAUGUGCCACCUAAUCUAGCUGUCUUGGAAUCUAGGAUGGCACCACAGCAUGGUCACAUAUACCAUCCAGCGGACGUAGAGUCAGAUAUAGAUGACCCCUUGAGGCCUCGAUCUCCAGAGUCCAUCCCCAGUGUUGCUGGUGAAACAGACUAUGCACCUAGCCAUGCACCUUCUUGGGCAAGCACCACUGAACAGAGCAACAGCUCGUGCACGAGUGGGCGGUCCAGUGGGGCCAGUUCCUACGAUGACUCUGUCUACAAUGAGGUAGACUUUGCUAGUGCCGUCGCCCGGGCUGCUCAAAAUGUGGGCUUUCAGGUCAAUGGCUCUGUCGUGUCUGGUCCUCCAGGCAUGGUGAAUCGCAGUGACCAGGGCACAAAGAGGGACAACGUGCCUCAAUGGCUCAUGCCUACUGUCAAUCAGCACAGUGACGACCGCCAGCUUGUAGACAGCCAAAGGUCACAUUGCAGAAUACCAGGGUUAUGUCCGCCAGGGGAUCAGCCACAGAACCAGGUACAGUCGCUGUUUGAUAGGGGUCAGCAGCAGAUAUGUGCGAAUGCCCCGUCAUCUAUGCAAAAAAAAGACAGUACAGUGUCAUCGUACAACAAGCCUAGCUUCCCUGUGUAUCAAGCACCCUCCAAUCAGAGCUGUGCGUCCAGUGGCGCGGGUCGCCGGUGGAGGGGUUCCGAAGAGCAGGCUCAACCGAGGCACACAAAUAGCAUGCCUUCCUCACAUGCAAACAAAGAACAGCCCACAUCUAGACUUAGGCAUGAUCUCUCACACGUGUACCAUGGUUCAACAUGAGAAGACCAAGUAAGCCUUUCACCUCCUGUAGAAAAAUGAAGCCUGGAAAGCCCAGGUGGAACCCGCCGUGCCCUGAACCACUUCGUUGUGUAUAUGCAAGCAUUGAUGGAGGCGGAACAGAGUGUAGUUAGUGUGCAGCCAUUGUUCAAGCAAGUUCCUCGCAGGAUUUUCAUCACUGCACUUCGUGUAUACCAGCAGGGAAGCCUGCAGAAAGAAAUGGACUGCCAUGCAUACAUAAAGAAUCUAUAUGCAAACCAUCAACUGGACGACAGACAACGUGUGCCAAAUAGAGAAGAAAAAAAAACAUCAUGCAAUAAUCGCCGACGCUAACGGAGUCAGUCGUCGCCCAAUGCAGUUUGGUGUGUGUGAGUGUUUGUACAAUUCCGUUUGUACAUUUCAUUUGAGCAAACAUUCACGAACUUGAGCAACUACUCGAGCAUCAUCGUCCAGUACCCUGCAAGGCUGACGGUGGAUCUCCGUGCAUAUCAUCGAUUAGGGCUGUGCGUUUUGUGUCAACAACACUGUAAGAUAUUCUGCUCUGCACAGCGCAUUAGCAGCCACUGGUCAGUGUGUGUAUAGCAUAUAGGGUGUCGCUGCACAAUGAGACGGCCCAGUGCGCAAUUCUAAUUUAUUGUUGAGACCUCAUUUAAUGCUGAAUACCCAUAGGGAAAAAUGAAGGUGUGUACAGAGAGAUACAAAUGCUAAAACUGAAAAUUAAAGUCAUUAUUGUCAGCA